GUGGGACCAGGACCUAUCCCUGAGGUAUGGGCUGGCUCUUUGGAACCUAUUCCUUAUGGUGGGAUGUCUUGUUCAGCCUUGAUGCAGCAGUGAGGAGCUUGGUCCUGCCUCAACUUGGUCUUCCUUGCUUUGUUGGUUCCCGAGGGAGACCUUACCCUAUCUGAAUGGAGAUGGAGGAGGAGUGGAUGGGUAGGGCAUAGAAGGGAGAUGGUGGUGGGAACAGGAGGAGAGGAGGGAGGGGAAACUGUUGGUAUGUAAAAUAAAAUAAAGAAAAAAAUGUCUGUGGGUUAUAGAUAAAAACAUAAGUAGGUAGUUUCAGAUGGCAGUCAAGUGCUGAACAGAGAUAGGAAUUUUUAGGAAGCUUGUCACCAUUAAAGAGAAGUCCCUUUCUCUUCUUUAGAAGCUUUGCAAAGUACCCAAAGGGUAAGAAUCCAUCUUUCUAUGCCAUUGGUUAACGGAAGGUUUAGGCAAAGUGACUUCUAGUUACAGGAAGCAACUUCAUACAAUGCCUGCUCCAACUCUGGACCAAUCAUGGUAGGGUUCAUCACAACUUAGCAGCGAAAUUUGGGCAAGUCAUCAAUGUUGUACUGGUUCUGGAAACAAGAAAGAUGCAAAAGUUAAGGGCAUACAUUCUUAGUCUGUGAUUUCUGCUCAGCACUGUUGUAGGCAUUUAUGUUUGGUAGAGUCAGAGCUCCAUUGAAGAGACAGAUUUCAUUGAAUGGUGCUGUGAGGAUGAAGCCGGGGCUGUAUUUUGAGAACAUACAAUGUUGAGAUACUUAAGCUAUGAGACAUCUUCCAUGGAUAGCUGCAUAUAUGGAGUGAAUGUAACCAAAAGUGAGAUGUAUGGGAAGUUGUGGUGAUACAGCCAUCUAAGUCCUUUGAAACUGAAACCCCAUGUAUCUGACACAAAGCUACUGGAUUUGAAUGUUGCCCUGCUGGGUUUCAAUCUUGCCUUGGUCCAAUCUUCCCUCACUAUGUUUCAAUUCCUCUCCUUUGGAAUGGGAAUGGGUAUUCAGUGCCAUUGUAUUUUGGAAAGAUUUAGUUUAUGAUUUUACAAGAUGACACAGUCAAGAGAUUGUCUUGAGUAUCAAAAGAGACUUUGGACAUUUGAACAUUGUAGGGGCUGUUGCAGACUAUGAGGAUCAUUGACAUGACUAAAUACAUUUUCUUCAUGGAUGACCCUGAGCCUAUGGUGACCUGGGUCAGAAUCUUGUUGACUGAAUCAAGAAAAGCUUCCAGAUAGGAUGAUGCAGUUGAACAUGUAUCUCUCCUUGGUGGUUUUCUUUAGGGUGCUUGUGGAAUCUUUAGUAGGAGGAACCUUCCUGGAUGAAAUUCCUCAUUGGGGAGGGGAUUGGAAUGUCUAUAGUCUCAACUCAUUUCUUGUUCUUUGUUCCUAAACGGUGUUGUGGUUGAAACUAAUCAUCCAGCUUCCUUCUUGUGUUGUCAUGACUUCACCACCAUUAUAGAUGGUAUCACUAUAUCACAUAAGAUAAAUUUGAACUAAUUAUUAUUCAGUGCUAAGCCAUUUUGCUAGCCUGAGGUUUUUUUUUUUUUUAAGUUUUGUUGUUUUCAUUUUUUUGUUUCUGAAAACAAUGUUUGUCUGAGUAGCCCUGGCUGUCCUGAAAGUUGCUCUGUAGAUCAGGAUAACCUAUAACUUAGAGAUUCCCUUGACUCUUGCUCCCAAGUGCUGGGAUUAAAGGUGGGCCAACAUUCCUGGGUUUUUUUUUAUGUAUAUUCUUGGGUGAUAGGCCUAGAGUGUAGGUUUUUUACAUGUCAAGCAUAUAAUCUUUUGCUGAGCUUUACCCCAGCUUAGAUUUUGAAAUUUGGCAGAGUACCAAUCUCUUUCCUAGGAUGGCAGUAUUCAGGAUCCAGGAAGUAUUCAUAAAUGCCUGGAUUACAGGUGUGUAACAUUCUUCCUUCUUGUUAUGUUUUUCUUUUCCUUAAUGAAUAUGAUUCUUUUGCCUGUAUACAUGGGUAUGCCCCACAUGUGUGCCUAGUCUUUGCAGUAGUCAAAAGAGGCCCUGAGCUUGGAAUGAUGGAUAGUUGUAAGUACUGGCAAUUGAACACGCUUAAAUGCAAGACCAGGAAGGGCUCUUAACUUUUGAGCUAUCUUUUCUGCCCUGUGUUGAUUAUUUGUGAUCAACAUUUACGUUGAAAAUGUUUUCAUCUGUCUAUUUGUAACUGUUUAAAUGCACAGUUCCUUUUAUUAAGAUUUAUUAAAGUUACAGUUUAAACUAGAGCACUUUUAGGUUUCUGGAAAAUGAAUACAGAUCUGGAGUGAAUGCAUAACUGUUUGUAGAAACUUCAAUAAAACAAACUCUGAGUUCUUUCAAUCUUUUUUGUUUGAUUGAUUUUUUUUUUCAGGUAUACAGAUGCUUAAUAGUUACUUCUUGCUAUCCUGGAUUUGUUUGCAUAGACUAGGCUAUCAUUCACCUCAGAGGCAGAUAUACCUGCCUCUCCCUUCUGAUUUCUGGGAUUAAAGUCAUGAGCCAAAACACCCAGCCUGCUCAUAUUUUUUAUAGUUAGUAAUUGUUCAUACAAUUUCUCUGAUGUGUACUCCAUACUGUUAAUCUGCUUGCUUGUCUCUCUAUGUCAGUAUGUAUUUUUCUUUCAAGGUGAUGUCCCAUUCAGAGCAUUCAGAAAUGACAGAGGAUACAGUGACCUAUAAUGAUGUGCAUGUCGACUUCACUCGGGAAGAGUGGGCUUUGCUUGAUCAUUCCCAGAAGAAUCUCUACAAAGAUGUGAUGCUGGAGACUUAUAUGAACCUCACUGCUAUAGGCUACAAAUGGGAAGAUCAUAAUAUUGAAGAACAUUGUCACAGUUCUCGAAGACAUAAAAGGCACAAAAGAAGUCAUUCUGGAGAGAAACCUGAAUAUACUCAAUGUGUUAAAACCUUUGCAUAUCACAGUCAUCUUCAAAGGCAUCAAAAAAUUUAUACUGGAGAGAACUACUAUGAAGGUAUUCAAUAUGUUGAAGCCUUUGGAUGUCAGAGUAGUCUCCUAAUACAUAAAGGAACACAUACAGGAGAGCAACCUUAUGAAUGUAAUCCAUGUGGUAAAGCCUUUGCAUGUACUCUCCAAAUGCAUCAAAGAAUACAUAUUGGAGAGAAACCGUAUGAAUGUAAUAAAUGUCAGAAAGCCUUUGUAUAUCACAGUCAUCUUCAAAUGCAUGAAAGAACACAUGCUAGAGAGAAACCCUAUCAAUGCAAUCAGUGUGGUAAAGCCUUUGUAUAUCACAGUGGUCUUAAAAUACAUAAAAGCACACAUACUGACGAGAAACCCUACAAAUGCAACCAAUGUCAGAAAGCCUUUGUUUAUCCCAGUCAUCUUCAAAGGCAUGAAAAAACACAUACUGGAGAGAAACCAUAUGUAUGUAAUCAGUGUGGUAAAGCCUUUGCAUAUCACAUUUGUCUUACAAUACAUAAAAGAACACAUACUGGAGAGAAACCCUACAUAUGUAAUCAAUGUUGUAAAACCUUUGCAAAUCAGAGUCAUCUUCAAAUACAUGAAAGAACACAUACUGGAGAGAAACCCUAUGAAUGUAAUCAAUGUGAUAAAGCUUUUGCCCAGCACAGUGCUCUUCAAAUGCAUGUAAGAACGCAUACUGGAGAGAAACCAUAUGAAUGUAAUCAAUGUGGUAAAUCCUUUGCUCAUCACAGUACUCUUCAAAUGCAUAAAAGAACACAUACUGGAGAGAAACCAUAUGAAUGUAAUCAAUGUGGUAAAGCCUUUGCUCAUCAUAGUGGUCUUAAAAGGCAUAAAAGAACACAUACUGGAGAGAAACCUUAUGAAUGCAAUCAAUGUGGUAGAGCCUUUGCUCAUCACAGUACUCUUCAAAUGCAUAAAAGAACACACACUGGAGAGAAACCCUAUGAAUGUAAUCAAUGUGGUAAAGCCUAUAUAUCCCAACACGGUCUCCAAAUGCAUGAAAGAACACAUACUGGAGAAAAACCAUAUGAAUGUAAUCAGUGUGGUAAAGCUUUUGCACAAUACAGUACUCUUCAAAUGCAUAAAAGAAUACAUACUGGAGAGAAACCCUAUCAGUGCACUCAGUGUGGUAAAGCCUUUGCAUAUCACAGUCAUCUUCAAAUGCAUGAAAGAACACAUACUGGAGAGAAACCCUAUGAAUGCGAUCAGUGUCAUAAAGCCUUUGCACAACACAAUACUCUUCAAAUGCAUAAAAGAACACAUACUGGAGAGAAACCCUAUGAAUGCAAUCAGUGUGGGAAAGCCUUUGCAUAUCACAGCAAUCUUAAAAUACAUAAAAAAACACAUACUGGAGAGAAAUCCUACAAAUGUAAUCACUAUGAUAAAACCUUUGAAUGUACUAGUAAUCUUUGAAAUCAUAAGAAAAAAAUCAUACUGCAAAGAAACCAUCUGAAUGUAGUUAAUGUGGCAGAGUUUUGUAAGUCAUGGUUCUUGUUCUUUAUACAAGUUUAGUAUGUUGUUAGUCUGUUAAAGCCUUUGAAUAUAACAUUAGACUUGAGGAUAUGAAAAAAAGUCAUACCACAGGGAAUCUGAAUAUAAAUGAUUUAGUAAGAUCUUUAGCAAUCACACUUAAUUUCUAUUAUACAAGAGUAUUUAUCAUGGAGAAACCAAUGUGACGUGCCAACAAUCUGUUCAAGCAUUAUAAUGUGUACAUCCGUAAACUCACAUGAACAAAAGGCCUAUGAAUUUAAAUACUUCUCUUCAAUUAAAUGAGAUAAUGAUCCAGGUAUAAAACUUCAUGGAUGUGUAUUAGUGCCUUUUCUGUUGCUGUGAUAAAGCACUGUGUUUAAAUUUCAAGAUUUGUUUUAGUUUUAAUUAUGCCAUGUCACUGUGUCUGUGUGUGGGUAUGUUCAUGUUCAUUCUGGUUCCCAAAGUUUGACCCUUGGAACUGUUCAAGCAUUAUAAUGUCCCUCUUUAUUUUGUUUACACCUACAAACUCACAUGGACAAUAGGCCUAUGAAUUUAAAUGAUAAGGUAACCUUUUUUAGAUGUCAUACUUCAGUUAUAUGAGAUAAUGAAUCUAGGUAUAAAACGUCAUGGACAUGUAUUAGUGCCUUUUCUGUUGCUGUGACAAAGCAACAUGUUUAAGUGAACUUAUGUCAGGGUUUAAUUUGGGCCUUGGUUGCAGAGAAAUACAGGACCACUGUGAAAGUGACCUGGAAACAAGUGUCAAACAUGGCAGUUAAAAUAAGAAGCCAAAAAUUCACAUCUUUAACCUGUAGCAUGAAGCAGAAAGGAUAAACUGGAAAUGGCGUGCAGAUGUGAAGGCCAACCCCAGUGACAUAUUUCUUCCAGCACAGCAGCUUUUCCUAAAUCUUCCCAUAUGAUACCACAGAUUGAGAAUGGUUGAUUUCACUGACUUCAAGCUAACAUGUUUGCUUUCUGUUACAUGAUCCAAUUCAUAAUGGAGAAAAACUCUGUAAACCUUUAGAUGCCUCAACACAUGUAUUACAGGAAUUACAAUAGAAAAACAUAAGUGAAAAUUAGUUUCAGGAUUUGUUCUAAUUUAAUUAUUCCAUGUCACUGUGUCAAAACCUGACCUUGGUCCUGGAAAUGAACUUGCAUUAAGGCCUUGAUGUUGUCUCUAGCCCUGUAAAUAUUUUAAAGCUUUCUUUCUAUCAUCUUGAUAUCAGUAAAUAGGGAAGAACUCAUAUAAGAGAAAAACCUUAUUCAUGUAAACAAAUUGGUAAAGACUUUUGACAUCACAGUUGUCUUAAUUUCAAGGAAAAAAACUUGUUUCAUCUCUUUUUCAUUGUAGCCUUGAAGUAAAUAAUUAAUCAAGUUCAGUAAAGACUUAUGUGAGGAUCACAUUGUGGCUUCUAUUUUGCAAUAUGGGAGGUAGAUAUAAAAGUGUACUAUAUGUGUAGCAAAUCCAUUUAAUGAAUUUUGUAGCACAAGUUCUAAUAGGCAUUAGUAAUAAAGGCCCAGGAUAAGAUAGAAGGAAAAAAAAAUGCCAAGAGAUCAGAGAGAUGAAGGAGCAAACCACAGCUACUUUUCCUACUCAACUCCCAGCUGAAAAGAGACUGAGCUCCUGUCUUCUCCUGUCUCAUCACUUCCUCUCUCUGCCCAGCCAUAUCACUUCCUGUCUGUCUGUGCAGACCUCCAGACCUCAAUGGUUAGCUAAUGGCUAGCUCCACCCUCUGAUGGUUGGACAUGCUUUAUUUGUACAAAUAAGAUAUCACCACAGAAUUUCCUUUGUGGUUCUUAUGUUUCUUCUGUGCCUUUUUUCAUCUUCUAUUAUCCUUUCACUUGGUGAGAGGUAUUUUCAUGCUUCAAUGUAUGAAAUGGUAUGGCCAUUAUCUAAAUGAUCCUUUUUAUUUAAAUAUCAGCAGUGUGUGAUCAUAUUCAAGUAAGGGUGUUUACGAAUGGGUGGUGAGAUUUUGUUCCUGGUUUUAUUUUUUCACAAAUUCCCUUGAAAUGUUGUUUGUUAUCCAGUCUGGCUUGAUGUCAGCAAUUCGUCAGGGAUACAUUUCAAAUCAUAAUCCUCAUGUAUCAGUCUCCUAAGUACAAGACUAAGGAUAGAUCAUGUACUCCCAAAGUUUGCUGUUUUGUCAAAAUGUUUUAACAAUGUUAAUGUUAAAAUACUUAAUAGAGAAUAUAAAAAACAUUAAAUACCUCAUGAGUAAAUCCAAAAAGCAUUUUCAUCUAUCUGGAAGAGAUGUAAUGAAUGAUAAUCAGAAAUCAACUGUAUGUUUCACAAUAUAAUGGUUUGGUAUGGAUAUGUAUAUAUUAUUUAAAUUCCAUGAAUCUUCAUUUCUUCAUCAGUUAUCCAUUUGGUACAUCAUCUUCCAGAAAUGCCAGAAGAUGUAAUGGCAAUGAGAGUUAUUUUUUUUUAAAAAAUUGUUGUAUAUGUAUGUAAUGUGUCUGUGGGUUUUUAGGCCAUGGCAGAUCUGUGGAGACCAGAAGACAACUUUGUGGGAUCUAUUUUUGCCCAUCUUAAUUUUAUCAAGAUGAGGUCACAGCCUUGCACAACACAGACAGUUCCAACAUAAUUGUCUCAUUGAUGCUCAAAUAAGAUUAGUUGAAACAUUACAAAAAAUUACAAAAUUAUAAAAUAUUGUUCUCUUUUCAUAUUGUAAACAUAUUUUCAUCAAAGGAUAAUGGAAAACAGCAGAAAUUGAAUAAUAAAUCCUGCUUAUAAAUGAA
Molecule: messenger RNA, 7133 nt
Organism: Arvicola amphibius (Eurasian water vole)
Lineage: Eukaryota; Metazoa; Chordata; Mammalia; Rodentia; Cricetidae
Product: zinc finger protein 431-like
Exons: 4
Coding region: 2598-4340 (580 amino acids)
Biological process (GO): regulation of immune system process; regulation of cytokine production; negative regulation of transcription by RNA polymerase II
Molecular function (GO): DNA-binding transcription factor activity, RNA polymerase II-specific; RNA polymerase II cis-regulatory region sequence-specific DNA binding
Source: RefSeq, a predicted model, not a curated record